Molecule: messenger RNA, 3782 nt
Organism: Schistosoma turkestanicum
Lineage: Eukaryota; Metazoa; Platyhelminthes; Trematoda; Strigeidida; Schistosomatidae
Source: the annotation of a GenBank genome assembly
UGACAAUGAACAUGUUUCUACCAUCAAAGAAUGUUCGAUAUUAAAAUGAAAAUGGACUUUAAUCACAUUACGACACAAUAAUUACAUCGUUAAUUAAGGGAAUUAAUUUAAAGGAAAUUUACAUUUUAUCCACACGUUUUCGGUUACGCAAACAGUUCAGGGUUGAUAAUUUUGUUACCCUGACAAGCGUACAGCAAAAAAACUCCUGGUGAAGAUACAAAAUUAUUCGCAGCUUUUAAAGUUCACUCAUCAAAUCAUUUACUAAUCGAAAUGGCUGAACACACAGAAGUAUAAAGACAAUGAUUUUUGGCAUAGAAAUAUUGUUAAAUUUAUUUUUAUUAAAAACAUUCACUGCUAAUGGAUUACAGUGUAUAUUACCGUUCAAUUUAUCAACUCACUCCCACGAUACUCUUUUAUCAAGAUUUUCAAGAGAAAUUAAAUCUGUCAUAUACAUCGGAGUUAUUCUCAUUGAUGAUGACCGAGAAAUUGAAAAAGCAUUUGAAAAUGGUGUUCAAGCCGCUAAUGAAGUCCUAAGUCAAAGUGGAACCUUAUCAUCUUAUCAAAUAGAACCUAUUAUCCAAUUUGUACCCAAAGAUAAUGUUUUUGUAGCCACACAGCAAGCAUGCAAAAUUUUGGAUAAAGGUAUAAUUGCCUUAUAUGGACCAAGUUCAACAUCUUUAUCACAAGCUUUGUUGUCUUUGGCCAAUCGAUUUGGCCUACCGUAUGUCGAAACACAUUGGAGUAUGGUACCAAGAAAAACUACUUAUGCCAUACAUUUACAUCCAAGUAUUGAAAGUUAUGGAUUAGGUUUAUAUGAAUAUUUAACUCAGGUGGAAAAAUGGAAACGUAUGACACUCAUCUACAAUAAACCUGAAAGUUUGCUCAAAUUUGCCAAUUUAGUAAAUAAUUUUGAAGGAAUAUUAAAAAUCAAAUCAUGGGAUGAAAAUACAAGUGGUGCUAGAGCAAUGAUGGCAGAACUAGGGUCUGGUUUGGAGAAAAAUUUUCUUGUGGAUAUUCCUAGUUGGCAAGUAACCAAUUUCUUAGUUAUGGCUUACGUGCAUAAUAUGACCGGUUAUCAGUAUACAUUUAUAUUCACAGAUUGGGAUAUUACAACAUUAGAUUUAAGUGCUUUCAAAAUUGAUGUGGGCGCAAGAAUUAAAGCAAUUUCAAUCAUUCCGAAAAUUACUUCAUUAGACAUAAAUAGGGCACGCCAGCCAGAAAUGCCACUUUAUAAGAAAACUCUUGAAGAUAUUGUUAGUUCAAAAGAUUUAUCUAAUAGGAACCCGUCUAUUCAAUUCAGUUUAAUUUACGAUAGCCUUAUACUUCUAGCACAUGGACUUAGCACAGUAACAAGGACAAGGCCAUUAUUACCACAGAAGUUAAAUUGUGAACGCCCACCAGGCCUAUGGCCUCUUGGAUUAAGUCUGAUCAAUGCAGUUAAAUCGGUAGCAUCAGAAACUGUUCAUGGUUUGACAAGUCCCUUCCGUUUUGAUAAACACGGUUUAAGAACAUUAUUCGAUUUAACUACUCUGGAACUAACGCAAGGUGGAUUUAAGCCUACUGGAGUAUGGAAUAUAGAUGAACGAAUGAAAGUUGCAAAACAACCUGCGAUCACGUUACCGAAACAGUUACCAAAAAUCAAAGGUGUAGUCUUAAAAGUCACAACUAUACCUGAUGCUCCAUUCAUGAUCCCAAUCAAGUUUGAUGCAUAUGAUAGACCAUUAGGUACUCCUGAUGCAUGGAUGGGAUAUUGCAUUGAUCUGCUGAAUCAUAUUGCAUCAGAUGUUGGCUUUAAUUACACAGUUCACAUAACACCUGAUCGACAAUACGGAUCAGGUAUAGAUGUUGGCAAUGGAACUAUAUUUUAUAAUGGUAUAAUGGGAGAAUUGAUCAGAGAGGAAGCUGAUAUGGCUGUGGCCGGAUUUACAAUAACAUAUGAACGUGAAAAACUUGUUGAUUUUAGUACACCAUGGAUGACUUUAGGUGGGAGUAUUUUAUUUACAAGACCGAAAAGUCAGAAACCAUCACUGUUUUCAUUUCUUCAACCACUUUCACCACAAGUAUGGUUAUACGUGGGUUUUACCUAUUUAGCUGUAUGCUUGUGCUUAUUUGUUGCUGCUCGUCUUUCUCCACAUGAGUGGACAGCAACUCAUCCUUGCGAAGAAGGUGGCGAUACAAGAAAAAACCAGUUCACAUUAUUAAACAGCUUCUACUAUAAUGUGUCGGCUUUACUAAAUCAAGGAACUGAACUGGCGCCACACGCUACAUCAACACGAUUGUUAACGGGAGUUUGGUGGUUUUUCGCUUUAAUUAUUAUUGCUACAUACACAGCUAAUCUAGCUGCAUUUUUAACAGUUGAAAAUAUGAAAUCACCGAUUGAAAGUGCUGAAGAUUUAGCAAAUCAGGAAAAAAUUAAAUAUGGAACCUUAAAAAGUGGAUCAAGUCGUGAUUUUUUCAGAACCUCAUCCCUACCAACAUUUAAGAAAAUGGGUGAAUUCAUGGACAAAUAUCCUGAUGCAACUGUAUCAACCACUCAAGAGGGAAUUGAACGUGUUCUUCAAGGAAAUUAUGCCUUCAUUUUAGAAUCGACCUGGAAUGAAUACUAUGCACAAAGGGAUUGUCGUCUAACGCAAGUUGGAACGCUGCUUGAUUCUAAAGGUUACGGAAUCGGAUUUCCACAAGCUGUUUGGCGCGGAAUGUGGAAGGAAUUAAAAUUCGCUACAAGAUGUUUAACGACAUCGCGUCGACUGAGAUCAGACAUUCCUAAAUUAUCUAGAUCCCGUUCAAGUAAUCGACUUAUUUCAUCUGUGCCAAAUAAUUUAAGCGCAAUCAAUAAUUCACCAAAUUCAUUUGGUUUCGGUGAAAAUCAUAAUAAUAUAAAGCUGAAUAGUAAUGCUAAUGUUAACUCAAAUAUUCAUAUCGGUGGAACGAAUUUAAAAAUAGACCAAGACACAUCUACAGAUCAGUUACUGAUUUCCGAAUCCAGACCCUUCACCUAUGAACAGCAGAAUCAGCAAAAUCAAGAGGUACCUUUUCGAACAGAUCAGAAAAGUACAAUUCUACAAUGUCCUAGUUCAUUUGAUCAAAGUGAUGCAUCCGCAGGAAUAUCAAGUGAUCCGCAUUCUCAAAGUUUCAACACUCGUCAACAGCAACAACAACAACAACAUCACCUACCAUAUAAUAUCCAGUCAUAUCAACAAUUACAACAUCAUCCUUAUAUACAUAAUGAAACUGAGCGCUUCAAGAUGCCAUCAAGUGGAGUUCGUUCAAAUUUCAACGUUGGAACAGCAAAUAUGAAUGGAGAUUCCGAACUAUGGCAAAUUAAUUAAUUAAAAAUCAUUUACACUUGAAAGGGGAUUAUUUAGAAUACAACUUUUAAAUAUGUUAUAUAAACUGUUUAGUUUAUGCCUUAAUAGAAAUCUGAAUUACAGUAUGGCUUGAAAUAAUUUAUGCUGCAUAAAAGAACGUAAUAAUUAGUUGAAAUUUUCCUUUCACUUCCAUACAAAAUUUACUGCUUUCAGAAUACAUACACACUGAAUUGAAAAAAGUAAUACUUCGACUUGAUAUAAUUAAUGCCACACUAUGUUGAAUGAACUAAAGUACUAAAAACGUUUGUACAGCUGUUUCUUAUACUGUCCGUUACUUGGUACAUAAACGGUUAUUGGUCAAUUCUGUAACAUUACAUAGUUAUGAAAAGUACAAACUAGAAUUCAAAAAUAAUUUACACUAGAAAUUGCAAUUUUGUAGAAGAACCACCAAGAACUACUUAGCAUUUUGCAGCC